CGUUCUCGUGUUUCUGUCGCGCUCAAACCUCAAUCGCGUCGUCGUCCCGUUCCCGUCUCGCUCUUACACGCGCGCGCGCGCGCGCGUGCUUUUCCUCCCGGCUUCCUCUCUUUAUCGCACGCAGCCCCUCCUCCUCCCUCGCGACUAUCUUCCUGUCGUACCGCGCCAUCGGUUCCUCCGUCCCUUCCUGCCGCGCGCUCGUUCAACGUCUCUCCCUCUCUCUCUCUCUCCCUCCCGUGAAUCGACUAAGUGUAUCGUCGCACGAUUUUACGUGCUCCCGUGUGCAUUACGGACUGUUCCAGGCUCCAGGAUGCAAGCUAUCAAGUGCGUGGUCGUCGGCGACGGAGCUGUAGGUAAAACAUGUUUGCUGAUAAGCUACACUACCAAUGCAUUUCCUGGGGAGUACAUUCCAACGGUAUUCGACAAUUAUUCCGCGAAUGUAAUGGUCGACGGGAAGCCGAUUAAUCUCGGCUUGUGGGAUACAGCGGGACAGGAGGAUUACGACAGACUACGGCCAUUGUCUUAUCCACAAACUGACGUUUUUCUGAUCUGCUUCUCGUUGGUAAACCCGGCGAGUUUUGAAAAUGUACGUGCCAAGUGGUAUCCUGAAGUGCGUCACCAUUGUCCUGCCACUCCGAUUAUUUUGGUUGGCACUAAACUGGACCUGCGUGAAGACAAGGAGACUAUUGAGCGUUUAAAAGACAAGAAACUCGCUCCCAUUACUUAUCCUCAGGGUUUGGCGAUGGCGAAGGAGAUCGGUGCCGUCAAAUAUUUGGAAUGCUCAGCUUUGACACAGAAAGGCUUGAAAACUGUAUUCGAUGAGGCGAUACGUGCCGUACUGUGCCCUGUUCUGCAAGUGAAGCCAAAGCGCAGAUGUUUCCUUCUAUAAUAUUAAAUGUAACUUAUGCACGAUGGUACCAGGAUGUGUUAAAGUGCAUCGUCUCAUCUCCAGUGUACCAAGCUUGAAUCGAGUCCGACCGACAUCGGAACCCCAGUUGUACAGCCUACAUCAGCAUCAACAGGCUGCAAACAUCUGCCAGCAUAAGCGCACAAACAUCAGUUUGGUGUAUUUUUCAGCGAGCGAGACACAAGAGAGAGUUUGAGAAUUGCUAAUUCGUAAUACAAAUUUCCUCUUAUGCACCAGCCUUCCAGAGGAAACAGUUGAGGAGGUUUUGUGCUGUCUAUACAAACAAAGCUUCCAUUCUGGAUCACGUAAUAGGGCUAUAAAUUGCAACCUGACUGGAUGUUCUAAGCUAAAGGAGUGUAAAAGAAGCCAAAAUAACUGAACUAACGCUGUACAGUAUGUUAGAGAGAGUACGUUAUUAAUAUUAUAAUUAAUAAUUAUAUAUGUAUGGUAAAAAAAGAAGCAAAAAUAUUAUUAUAUAAUUGUAUAAGCGUCCAAACAUUGUAUACUGAUCAGUUUAAUCAAAGAGGAAAACCAUUUUAUGCUAUUUGCCAUUGUACAUUUUAGGUAGGACAUACGUAGUUAACGCAUUAAAAAAAGAAAAGAAACGAUAAUUUUCCUUAUUGCGAGAUUUCCACAUGCAUCAAGAUAUAAAGAGAGAAGAUAUUUUUUUGAGAUAUGCAUAGUACGUGGCAAAUCUGUUUGGACGAUAUUCAUCUAGAUGUUCAUUAAAUGUGAAUACGAAUAACUACGCGCGCGCACGUAUACAUGCAUACAUACAUAGAUCACACACAAACACUUUUUCAUGUACUUAGAACAAUCGUGUAUACUUUUCUUUUGGUUCAGGGUAUUAGAUAUUUGUUAACAGUUUUCACGUUAUAUUCUCACAAACAAGAUUUGUUGGACAUUAAAAUGUCGAUCUAAUGAUUUUGUGAUCAUUAACGUGUUAGCUUUAUUUGAAAAGAAUUGUACAUAAGAAAUUUCAUUGAAAAUGGCAAGGGGAGAGUGAGUGACAUUAGAUGAGCAUUCAAAUGCCACUCGAUAUGUAAUGUGCACGUCCGAUAUUUAAAUUCUGUUUGUAUGCUGUUUAGCAAUGGUAAUUUUAUUAUGAGCUCAUAUGUUUCUAAAAUGACAAGCAGUAUAGAUUACUGAUUCAAUUGAUAGUUGUAUUUUCCAAGUGGGAUCAGUAAACAGUAGCAACCGCGUAACAUGGCUUCCUUCUUCCACUAAAUUUGUUAAUACUAUCGUAUACAUACCGUAAUUUUAAGAUAGUUAACUGUACAAGUUUUAAUGUAUGNAUAUAUAUAUAUAUAUCACCUUAAAUGUCAAAUCAAGUUUAGUGAUUCCUCUGCUUCAUUGAGUUUUUCAUGUUAUCAAGAUCUUACAACACGAGACGUCUGUGAUUAGCACAAAACAUUAUCUUCUCUUGCUAAAAUUAUCGUGUCACAGGUCGGAAUCACCAAGUAUUGCCAUGUUUGAGAAAACUAGAUAUUGCUAUCGCGAAGCAGAGGACGAUACAAAUGCUUAUACGUAUGAAAGAAUCAGAAAGUAUCGUCAACGUGAUUGUGUGUGUGUGUAUGUGUGUGUGUGAGAAAUCAGAAAAGGUGAAUGAAUGAGUGAAUAAAUGGGAGAGCAUCAGAAGAACGAGUGUAUAAAUAAUGAGAGAGAAUAUUCUGUAGCGUAACAAAUGUACAUAAUUGCUGAACUUCAAAUGUAUUCCUACUUAUUACCACAUAUAGUACGCGUAGUGUGUGUAUGUGUGUGCACACACAUCUAUUAUAAGUGGUAAUACGAGUCAUGUACAUCCAUGCGUACACACACACACACACACACACACAGAUCGACUUUAAAUCGAAAACACGUUAUUUGUUUUUUUUUUAUAUAUAUAUUAUAAAUAUAUAUAAAUCGAGGCGCUGGACCAAGACCUAACUCAAUCGUCGCAGAUCCAUUAACCUGUGCAAUCUGUUUUCAGAGAAUGAAGAUUCGGUCCACAGAAAAAAAAUCACAAAAAUACUGUAACUAAAUAUGCUUUAUUAAAUGGGUGUUUAUUAAA
This is a messenger RNA of Dinoponera quadriceps, 2957 nucleotides long. It is a transcript of the gene Rac1, whose product is annotated as ras-related protein Rac1. Gene Ontology annotation, molecular function: GTPase activity; GTP binding; protein kinase binding. The record is from RefSeq and is a predicted model, not a curated record. NCBI's taxonomy places the organism in Eukaryota, Metazoa, Arthropoda, Insecta, Hymenoptera, Formicidae. The coding region runs from base 311 to 889 and encodes 192 amino acids. Gene Ontology annotation, biological process: establishment or maintenance of cell polarity; actin filament organization; regulation of cell shape. Gene Ontology annotation, cellular component: cytoplasmic vesicle; cytoskeleton; cell cortex. The transcript is spliced from 3 exons.